Molecule: messenger RNA, 7918 nt
Organism: Hevea brasiliensis (rubber tree)
Lineage: Eukaryota; Viridiplantae; Streptophyta; Magnoliopsida; Malpighiales; Euphorbiaceae
Exons: 14
Coding region: 63-7865 (2600 amino acids)
Biological process (GO): maturation of LSU-rRNA from tricistronic rRNA transcript (SSU-rRNA, 5.8S rRNA, LSU-rRNA); maturation of 5.8S rRNA from tricistronic rRNA transcript (SSU-rRNA, 5.8S rRNA, LSU-rRNA)
Cellular component (GO): nucleolus
Source: RefSeq, a predicted model, not a curated record
AUCAUUUAAUUCAUUUGUCAAAACCCUUCUUUAAACCCUAGACUCUGGAGACACGCCUAUACAUGCCCCGAAAGGAGGAGUUCUCUUCAGUGGGGAUGGAUGACCAGACUUCAGCCUCCGACGACGACCUAGUUUUGAAGGAAGAGGAGGAUAAUGAAGUGGAGGCGAGGGAAGCUACAAAUCUAGUUUUUAAAGCGACCUAUGAAGCUAAACUUAGGGAACUCUUACAUAAGAUCAAUUCAUUUGAGAUUAAGUUAUGUUCCGAUGCUACAAAGGAGUUUGUUAAGCUGCUCAAAGGUAAUUCUGGUGGUGAAUUGCUCCGACUAUAUGUACAGUCAACUUCAAAUUUCUCAGAACUUGUGGGAGCUUUGAAGCUUCGAGAGGGGAAACCUGGAAUGUCUUAUAUUUUAUCAUUAAUAUCUGUGAUUCUUAGUCAUCCUGAUGGAAAAUACAAGCCAAAUGAUAAAGAGAGAAUUGCUAUAAGUGUGGUUCUUGAUAAGUUUGCUCGAUCUUUUAUUGAGGAAAAGUUUGAAGUUGUAUAUAAGGAGUUGAAUAGUAAAGAAGGAAAGUGCCAAAAUGCAGCUCUUUUGCUAAUGGCUUCAAUUGUUAGGCGUGGGUCAGGUUUGGCUUCUGAGGUUGCUAAGAAGUUUGAUUUCAAACUUCAGGCAUUCUCCAAACUUGCAGAGUAUAAACUCAGGCAGAAUAACAAAAAAAGGAAGCACUCCACUAGAAGGGCUUUUGUUGAAUUUGCAAUGUCGUUUUUGGAGGUGGGGAAGCCAGGAUUACUGAGGUGGAUCCUACAGCAGAGAGAAAUGUUCUCUGGUGUUCUUCGUGGGCUUGAGAAUGAUGACAAUGAGACUGUUAUUUUUGUGUUGUCCACAUUGCGGGAUAAGAUUCUCACUGAACAGUCAUUGGUUUCCCCAGCUCUUAGAAGCGUUCUCUUUGGGAGUGUUGUUUUGGAACAGUUAGUUGGCAUUUCAGGAAUGCGAAAUGGACCCUCUGCAGAGUUGGCACACAAUGUGCUACUUAUGGUUUGUACUGAUCCUUGCAAUGGAUUGAUGCCGGAUUUCAAGAGACGCCCAACUCCAUUAAGGGGUAAUCCAAAGAGACUUUUGGAGCUCAUGAAGAAGCUAAAGGCAACAGAGAUCGACAAUCACAGAGACUUGCUUUUAGCUAUUGUUAGGGGUAGUCUGUCCUUUGGCUCAGCAUAUAUGGAGGAGUUCCCCUACAACCUUGAAGAUUAUGCAUCUCCUAGCUGGUUUUCUUCUGUUUCUCUGGCAGCAAAUUUGGUUUCCUCAAUGGCUGUUGGCGAUCCUUUUGGUUUCAUUGAUUUUCAGUCUAAUGAUCCACCUUGUUGUAAUAGUGUGCAUGUGCAGAAUAUCAUGACUAUUAUUUCUUCUCGUCCAUUGAGCCGAUCGGUAAUAAAUAAGGGAUUACUUCACUUAGAUUUUCUUGUGAAGAAUGGAACUUUAAGACUUCUUUUGGAGGCUCUGAAGUUGUUGGAUUCAUUCUUAAGGGCUACAAGCCUGUCUUGUACUAGGAAACAAAGGAUACGAAAGUGGGCAGUUCUUAAGCAGGAAAUCUGGAAUGAAAUUCGAACUCUGCUUCCUGAUCCACAAGUUUUGCUCUCUCUACUUUCUCCUUUAAGUAGCCUUGCCAGGUCUGACAAGUCAUGCUUGAAAAGAACAGCAGAUAAAGAAAUUUCUCUUCUUUGUUGCAAGAGAAGAAAGAAAUUGAAAAGAAAAGCUACAAUUGAGGAUACUGAUAUUAUUAUAGGUGGGAUAAAUUCACUUCCGGACAUUGCAUUGGCUGAGGAUGAUGAAAAUGUUGUGGAAUCACAAAUACCACAUGCAUCGGAUGGUACAAUGGAUUUUAUGAAUGUUAUAUCAGAAUUGUGGGGUUCUGACUUAUGUUCUGUGCCUGACACUACAUUAAAGGAUGCAGAGAUACUCUUCCAGUCUAAGCUUCUUGAUGCUCUAAAAAUAUAUCUUCUGAUAAUGCCCACUGCUUUGGAGGGAUCAUUUGAUUUUUUUAUGAAUCUUCACAACAAUCCUUCAGAAUUGCCAUUUAAUAUCCUUUACUCCCUGUUGCCUCUUCUAGUUGAGUACAUUAGAUGGUCUCCAGGGAGUGAAAUUACCGUCAGAACUCCACCACUGAUGUAUAAGCAUCUGCAGCCAUUUCUUAAUUUGCUAAUCUUUUCACCAAGUGGUGGCAUAAAGGCUCAAGCAUACAAGUUGACACAGGCAGCCAUGUCAAGUACUGGUGCAUUUGACAGAAACUUAAAUGAAAUAGUUGCAUGGAUCUUAUUUUUACCGGGUUACAGUGUAGUUAAAUUAUCUGUUGAGAUCAUUGGAACAGAAGUGCUGCAGAACUUGUCAACAGCUGCCAUCUCAUUUUUAUGUGAUGCCAUUUCUACCAUUGGGAAUAAUUUAUUUAGAUACUGGGAUGCAGUUAGGAACCAUACUUACCAUUUAAAUGAAUUUAAAGAUGUUUCACCUGAAUUCAGUCCUCUCGUCAUAUGUGUCUUACAGAAGUGUAUGAGGUUACUCAGUUCUGAAUCUGGAACCUUUUCAUUGCUGGAGAAGUCAAUGAUAUCUGUGUAUGUGUGCAAUACAUUGAAAUAUCUAUUGCAAACUCAGGUAGAUGCAAGGUUGUUAGCUGCUUUGAUUAGAUCAGUUUUGUCUGAGGGACUUCAGGAUCAAUGUUCUGUGGAGUGGCAGCCAUUGAAAAAUUUAUUGCUCUUUUCAGAGAGUAUAUUGCAUCAAAAGGCCUUCUGUUUUUUUCUCAUUGAUGAAAAAGAUGUGCCUGUUGAUAGUUCUUUUGUGAGAGCACUUGGUGAAGUAAGAAAAAUCUUAGAAAGUGGGCAUAGUGGGGAAAUAGCUGUAAUAAUGAAAGACUUUUUUUCUGCAAUUAUGUGUACAACUUCAGAUGGGCUACUAAUGAACUUUCCUACAGUUAUGACUAUUUCUCAGCAUCUUCAUAUUCCUCUGCCAUUCUUAUCCUCAGUAUUUUUUCACAAGCAAAAUUUUCUUGCUGGUGUUUUGAAGUUAUGGCCGCAAGUGUUCUUUCCUGGUCUAGAAAAGGCUGUUUCUAUGAUUGAUCCUCAAGGUGUAAACGAUGAUGUUUUUGCUCAAGAAACAAUACUUGAUGUGGAUUUUGAUGCCAGUGAAUUUGCAGCUGCUGUUGCAUUUGGUCUCUUUCUGAGGCAGGCACCUUUUCAUGUGCUUUUUCCUGCAAUAAUAAGCAGUGAUGGUCCUUGUUUAUCAGAGUCUUCAAAGAUAAAAGAUGUACUUAUGGCUAAACUAUCUGAGUGCACAAGUGAAUUUGUAGUUUCCUACUUGCGCCUUCUUCUAUUUUGGUUUUAUCAGAUACAAUUGUCAUAUAGAAUAAAACCAUUGCCGAUAUUGAGAGAAUUUGCUGAGAUAUGCUAUGUUCUUUUGAAGCACAUGCUUGCUCAACUAUCGGCUUUUAAGCCUGAUUCAGAGGAUCCUCCUUUGGCCAAAAUGAUACAAGAAGUGGCUGAAAUCAUCUUUUGUCAUCCUGCCGUGAAAGCAUCUUUGACAUAUCCUUUGAGCUGUGAUCAGAAUUUGGCUAACGAUGAUUUUUCAGAAGGAAACUCUAGGGACAAUUUACAGGCUUUUCUUAGUUUUUCUCAGCAGAGAAUUCAUCCAAUAGAUCAUCAUGUCUUGGAUAUGUUGACAACAACUUUUGACUACUUAUUAUCUUCUUUUACUGGGAAACAUUGUCUACUCAAAGUUGAAGAUGGUGUGAGCAAGCAACUUGUGAAGGCUUUCAAAAUCCCGAUACAGAAGAUAUAUCUGAAACUGAAGGACAAGUUUGACCUGUGCAUUAGGACUGAAGAUUAUUUGCCCCUUCUCCUUCCAUUUUAUGCUUUGCAUGCUUUAAUGCAGUUUACUUCUCCGUUUGAACUUUUUGAUUUAGUGCUUUGGAUAUUUGAUAGAUUUGAAUUGAAUGGUUUGACUAAUCAGAAAUCCUGUAUGACAUUUGCUUUUUCUAUUGCAUUUUGUAUUGCUGGUGAUGCUUUCAAAAUGUUAUCUAUUUAUUUGCAGCGGCCUGUAACAGCAAGAGCACUGUUUUAUACCUUUUGGGAAAUGGAAAAAAAGAUAUUGGAUAUUAACCUUAUUGAGGAAAUCUAUUUUAAAAUAUGCAAGUUUGCCACCAAUUUGAAAGUGGAUUUUGCAUAUAGUUGUUUGCUGGAAGCUGUCAGUGCUGUCUACAGGCAGAAGUACAUGCAGUGUGAUUUACUCGAUGCCUUAAGCUUGGUGUUAUCAAGGGUUAUUAUUAGCACUCCUGUAGAAAUUCUUUCUCACUGCAUUUAUGGCGCAAGCAAGACAAAAGCUAAGUUGUUGUCUCUUCUUGUUGACAUAAGCCCCCUGCAUCUGUCAGUCUUUGGGUACUUAUUCUUAGAAAUUUUGAAUGAAAAAGUCCAUCUUAAGGGCAACAAGGUGGAAGAGGCCUGUGAAACAUCGCUUUCAGAUGAGGACUUCAUGUUGCUGUUGCCGUCCGCAUUUUCAUACUUGACUACAGUUUUCAUGAAAUUUGAAAAGCAGUUCUACAAGCAGUUUACUAGCAUACCUUCAUUUUAUUCAAAAAUACUAUUAAGCGGCUUCCAUAAUUGGAAGAGCUUUGUAUCUGGAUAUGUAUUUCAGGAAAAUUAUGAUGAGUUCCUCCCCUCAUCUAUUGAAGAACUUGUCAAUCUGGUGGAUGCUAGCCUUCUUGGAAAGGCAAUUAAGAUGUUACAAUGCCACUUUGCCUUCAGUGGAGGCAUGAAAAUGAAGGAGAGAUUGAAGAUGUUCAGUUCCAUUCUCACCUGUUCUGAUGCACAUGAUCAGCUGCUAGACUGUGAUGUUGAUGAAACGGAAUUUUAUUCACUCAGCCAGUCACUAAACCUUAUCAACAGGGUUGUUGCAAAAAUUUCAUUGUGCCGAAUGAUGUUAUUUCCAGUCGAUAAUCACAUACUGUCUCCAAAAGAAGCAGAUGGGAACUCAAAAUCGAUCUCAUUGGACAUGUUGUCUAAUAAAGAGGGUCAAUCAAGAAUGCUGUUUAUAAAGAUUUUGGUCAGUACUUGGCGAUGUUUGGUUAAGAAAUUCCCGUCAGUCUCCAAUGGUUCCAGAGGAGAAAAGAGCUCCGGUUGUUUACAGUUGUUCAGAUACUUGGAAUUGUUCAUUUUGAGAACCGUUCUUGAAUUAACCACAGAGAUGCGUGGUGAUCUUGUCCAUUUGCAAGCCAUUCCUUUUCUUGAACAAUUGAUGAGAUCAUCUCUUCUCUUUAGGUUUGAGGAUCCCACAACAUUGGAUGUUCUUCGUAGUAUCCUAACUUUGCUGUCAGAGGGAAAAUUUUCAUCUGCUCUGUAUAUUCGGCUGCUUCUUGCCCAUUCUCAGUUUGAGUCUACCAUUUGCUCUUUUACAGAAUCUCAUAGUUCUCAGAGUGGUGCUCUUUUUAAGCCUAUGCCCAGCAUUCUGAGAUCACUUGACAUCACCCAUCCAAACAGCAACAAUGAUCUGCAAACAACUAAGCCUCAUUUGAAGCAGUUGGAAAUUGUUAAGUUACUUAGGACACUCAUUCAGUUGAAGCCUGAGUUGUCUGGUGGUUCUUCUGGAAAAGAAAGUGGAAUAAAUCUUAAAGAACUGCAUUUAUUGCUUUUGUCUUCUUACGGUGCAACUCUGAGUGAAAUUGACUUGGAGAUAUACAAUCUAAUGCAAGAGAUUGAAUCUAUCGAUAAGUCAGUCUCUGAAGAUCUUUCUGAAAUGGAUUACCUGUGGGGAAGUGCUGCUUUGAAAAUAAGAAAUGAACGAGCUUUGGACCAGGAUCUAUCUUCCAAUAUUAUGACUGAUACAGAAGCAUUUGAAGAACAUAGAAGAAGUCAAUUUAGGGAAAUCCUUCCUAUUGAUCCCAAGAAGUGUUUGGCAACAGUUCUUCAUUUUCCCUAUGACAGAAUUGCAAGUGAUGGGGGAUUAUUGUUAAGUAGGUUUGAACCAGAGAAUCUGAAGACUAUGCAUGUGAAAUAUUCUCCUCCUGUUGACAAAAUACAACGAUAUGAUCCUAUUUUCAUCCUUCGUUUCUCAAUUCAUAUUCUGUCCAUGGGUUAUAUUGAACCUGUGGAAUUUGCUGGUUUGGGCUUGCUUGCUGUUGCAUUUGUGAGCAUUUCUUCACCUGAUGUUGGGAUGAGAAAGUUGGGUUAUGAAUCUCUUGGGAGGUAUAAGAAUGCAUUAGAGGGAUGCCAAAAGAAAAAGGAUAUAAUGCGGCUUCGUCUUCUGUUGACAUACAUGCAAAAUGGAAUCAAAGAGCCAUGGCAGAAAAUUCCUUCCAUCCUAGCACUUUUUGCUGCAGAGUCUUCUUUGAUACUGUUGGAUCCUUCAAAUGAUCAUUAUACAACCUUAAGUAAGCAUUUGAUGCAUUCUUCCAAGGUGAACAUGAAGUGCAUACCAUUGUUUCAUACUUUGUUCCAGAGUAAUUCUGUUAACUUCAGAGCAGAGAGGCUGUGGAUUCUUCGUCUUGCAUGUGCUGGACUGAAUUUAAAUGAUGAUGCUGAAAUAUUUAUCAAUAAUUCCAUUCUUGAGACCCUACUGAGUUUUUAUGCUACACCUCUUGCAGAUAAUGAGUCAAAGGAACUGAUACUUCAGGUAGUGAAGAAGUCAGUCAAACUGCAUAGAAUGACUUAUCAUCUAGUUGAAGACUGUGGCCUGUUUCCAUGGUUAUCAUAUAUAAUCUCGAUCUCCAGUGGGCUGUUAGAUGAAAAGAACAGUUUUUCUACACUGCAGUUGGUUGUGGCCGUAAAGGUUGCAUCUGAUAUUAUUUCAUUCAGAGACAUCAACCAGUGGUUGCAAGACUGUGCUCUUGAGCAGCUAAUGGAACUUUCAUCUAAUCUGUACAAACUCCUAGUUGGUGGCUUGGAGUUGAUAAAGGAAAAUGUUUCAUUGAUUGAUUCAAUUCUACAGAUAAUGACGUUAACAUUGAAGAUAUCGCAGAAAAGGAAGAUUUAUCAACCUCAUUUUACUUUAUCGAUGGAGGGUUUAUUUCGAAUAUAUCAGACUCUAGAUGCAUGUGAUACUUCAAGAUCUAGUUCAAAUGCAGAGUUUGGGCUUCAAACCAUACUUAUGAGCACACCUCCAGUUGACAUUUUUUACAUGAAUAAGGAAAAGCUUUCAGGUUUCCUUAUGUGGGCACUUUCUACUGCCUUGAAGUCUGAUUCGCUGAAAAUAUUUCACCAUAAAGUCAGUCUGAUGAUCAUCUCAGAGGAAACACCAUCCGAUGAGACUUUGAUCUCAAAACUCUUACGUUGGCUUGUUGCUGCUGUCAUUCUUGGGAAGCUUUAUUGGAAGCUUAAUGAUGUAAAUUCCAAAUAUUCAGAAAAAUCAAGCUCAAAAUCGUUGCAGUCCUUUCUGGAAUAUGUAGAAAUGGCACACGGAGGAAGGAACAACUGUAAAUUUGACUGUGAAGAGGUAUUAGCUGCGACAAUAAUUUUCCUUCAACAGCUUAUUGGUUCAAAUAGCAGAGUGCUUUCUUCAGUUGUUUCUGCACUAUGUCUUUGUGGUCCUUUCAAACAUUCAGAUUUCAUGCAUGAUAAUGGAACUGCUAUGGUAUCACUGUUGUCAAAAGUUCGUUGCCCCACUGAAGCCAAUCCUGAAUGGAGAUGGUCAUUCUACCAACCUUGGAGGGAUCGUUCAUUAGAAAUGACUGAUAUAGAGAAGAUGGAUGAGCAUAAUGCUUGUCAAUCUCUGAUGGUGAUAAUGUCAAAUGUUCAUGGAAAGAAACCAUUAGAUUCAGAAGUUUUGUCAUGUCAAGUUAUAGGAAAUACUAAUGUCUUCGAAUGGGAGAGAAGUAUUAUUGAGAAGCCUAACUGAGGCAAAUAUAAUUCACUUUCAAAAGUAAAUGCAGUCAAAAUUUUGUGAGUCAA